CAAGAUCUGGCCUAGUACUUUUAAUUUUUGAAACCAAGAGCCAUUUUGUGCCUUUAAUUCGGGCCAAUUACCAAGCAAAAUACCUAAAACAUUCCGCCCAAGUCCACCCCUUCUCUCUCGGCCAAGAAUCGCAGCAGCUCCCACACGAAGUCAGUCGCCAGCAGGCCCUAUCGUUUUCCCCCAAAUUUCUCGGCUCCUCUCCCCGAUCUCUCUCUCGCAAUUUGCAGCAGCAACGGGAGAAUUUCUCCCUUUUUUUCUAGAUCAAGUUGCAACAGAUUUAACCCUCGAGUCCUCGACCUCUAAGAACGAUCGAAGCCCUUAUACCCUCGCCUCAUCUCCUCUCUUUGAGCCGCCGUCCCUUCUCUUCUCCAUUCCAUACUCCGACAUUCAGAGCUUCGACCAGCAACCGCUUCGUCCGACCACUAGCAGCGAGUCGGAAACCUCGACCCUCGAUUCCGACAGACGGCGACCCUUAAUAUUUGACGACCGGCGACGCGAGGCAGGUGAACCGCGAACAAGCGGCAGCGGCGGAGCUUUUUCCGACGUCGAGCUGCGAUCCGACUUUCGACCUCCAGGCGUGACGACGAACCCCGACCGAGGGCCACCAGAUUUCCGGCGAGGCGAGCACACGGCAAAGAGCUGGCCCUAUGCGAGAGUAGGCGGUCUGCGACUGAAGCAGUUCUCCGAGCACCCGAGGCCGAGCUUUUACCAGCGGCUGAGUAAAACCGAGCACACCCGGCUGAACCAAGCCUCCGGCAAUCAGAAAGCCAGAAAUUUCCAGCGCCGAGAUUUGUCCGGAAGCCGUAGCAGGCUGCAGCAAGCGGAGCGCUUUUCGAGAGCCCUUCAACCAGAAACGGAGCCACCUUCUUUUCCAUUUUAAAUCUCGUAACAGCCAUGGAUGAGGAUAUGUCUAAUUCACUACGGCGGAUGUCCAUGCGAACUCGUAAGGUUGCUCCUAAAAUGGCUGCGGCACUCGCGAGCAGUGAUAAUCGGACUCAGGCAAUGCUUGCUCGUCUUGAAGCUCUGGAGAAUGAUAAUGCUGGCCUGGAGACAGUGGACGAGGAUGACGAAGCCUCCCUUGAUGAUGAUGAUCAAGGUCGUUUGCCUUGUGCGUACCUGAAAAAGCAAAGCAAAAGCACAAAACGCAAAACACGUCAAGCAAAAGCACUUGAGAAUGCCAAGAAGGCCCCGAGAACAUUCCUUGAGCUCUUGCAGGAGGCUAACCUGGAAUCAUUGCCUCCUCAUGUACCGACUUACUUGAGAGCAGCUGUUGGGCCCCCGAGUUCCACAGCUCGUCGCCAUUUCUGUACAGUCUGCGGGUUCUCUUCAAACUAUACGUGCGUGCAGUGUGGGAUGCGCUUCUGUUCAAUUCGGUGCCAGAAUAUCCAUAACGAUACUCGUUGUCUAAAGUUUGUUGCUUGAUUAACCUAAAAUUCAUUGUCUGAUGUUGCGGUUACUUGAGGAAUCCAGCCUGGAAUUAGGAUAUAACUCCUAAUAUUUCUUAGCCAACAAAUUAUGCAAAUAUUUCAUGAUUAACAAAAUUUGCUCUAAAAGUACUCCACGUCUACGGUCCGCACUUGGUGUUACUAUUCCGGACAUGACAUGAUAGCAUGACAUCACUCGAGAAAGAUAUGUGAAUAAUGGGUUAUUGUUAACCUUCAUUAUGUCUCUCCUACUUAUGUCAACUUUUAGUAUUUUGUAAUUCUAUAAUUUGUAUGUCUAUUUUUUAUGUUUCAUAAUUUUAUAUAUCGAUUUUUGGUGUUCCGUGAUUCUAUGUGUCAAUUAAUGGUGUUCUGGAUUUAU
Molecule: messenger RNA, 1803 nt
Organism: Striga asiatica
Lineage: Eukaryota; Viridiplantae; Streptophyta; Magnoliopsida; Lamiales; Orobanchaceae
Source: the annotation of a GenBank genome assembly